CACAUAUAAGUGUCUAAGCUAUUCGUUGGAGUCUGGCUGCAAAGCUCCGUAUAGUCUACGUAUAGGUUGCAAAUCGUGGACUUUUCGGAGAGGAGUAGCCAUGAACAUCUCGACUCUUCGGCCCUUUGAAACUCCUCUGUCAACAUCGCUCUCUCCCCGGCGCCGGGAAUACUCGCCCUCAAGGCCAGGCACGACGGGCCCAAGUGCCAAGCUCGAACAUGUCACGGAGAGGUUUGCAGGCCUGUGGAGUGACCUUGAACAGGAGAAACAGAACAAGCGGAUGCAGGAGUCAACUCGCUUUAGCCUCCUUCAGGAGUCCCUACAACGAAUCGAGAAAAGCGUCGAGGCGGAGGUGAAGCGGCGAGCUGAGUCAGACAAGCAGCUGCAGUCGCACUUCGAGGCAGAGAUUAAGACGCUCCAGGAGCGGCAGGUGCAGCAGUUCCAGGAUUUGCAGCUAGCACUGAAGUCAGCCGUUGAGAAUCUCAAUCAGCGCAUUUCAGACUUGCACUCUCUCGUCCGGGAGGAGCGCGAUUCACGGCGCAGUGACAUUGAGCACCUGGCGACCAACCUGGUCGGGAAGGUUAACGAGUGCGUGGCGGCGAUCGACGAAGAGCGCAACGGCCGGGUGCAGGAGCAGACCGUGGCUAUGAAGCGGGUCGGCGAGGACCUGAUGCUGCUGUCACAACGGCUCGACAUUGAGAAGACGACUCGGGAGACGGAGCUCUCUGCUCUGCGCUCCGAGGUGCACGAUGCAAUCGGCAACCGCAACCUCACCGACGAUCAGUUCAAGGGUGCAGUGCUCGACGAGAUCGCCGGGCUUAAAGCGGCGCUCGCGCUGGAGCGGGAGGAGCGCAUUGCUGAAGACGACGAAAUUGUUCAGGCCGUCAACGACUACACGAAGGCGCUGCAAGAAGGACUGAAACUUGUCAGCACAUGA
Molecule: messenger RNA, 937 nt
Organism: Volvox carteri f. nagariensis
Lineage: Eukaryota; Viridiplantae; Chlorophyta; Chlorophyceae; Chlamydomonadales; Volvocaceae
Gene: SFA
Product: SF-assemblin
Exons: 10
Coding region: 101-937 (278 amino acids)
Molecular function (GO): structural constituent of cytoskeleton
Source: RefSeq, a predicted model, not a curated record